Molecule: messenger RNA, 936 nt
Organism: Corticium candelabrum
Lineage: Eukaryota; Metazoa; Porifera; Homoscleromorpha; Homosclerophorida; Plakinidae
Exons: 2
Coding region: 98-628 (176 amino acids)
Source: RefSeq, a predicted model, not a curated record
CAUAUCAUUUGGAGAAUUGACCAUAUACAAAGAAGUGUGCGUCAUUUUACUGUCUGACUCUUCUGCAACUGUUUCGGCUGUUGGUGUAUCAAGGACAAUGAUUUUUCGGUGGUACAGACAACUGUUCGCAUGGUCAACCAAGAUCUGCUUGGUUGCGUUCGUUUUUCAUAGAGGAGAGAGUAACGCAGCAAAUGUCAUGAAUAACACUUUUCCAAGCUCAAAAGUUCAAGUACAACCCAAGCUAGUCAACAACACUAGGCCUCAACCCCAAAGUAUGAAGAUUCCGUCAUUCUACAACCAUCCUUCCAAUCAACAUCUUUUCUACUGGCCGUCUGAUACUAGCUUUACCGGUAGCAUAGCUCAAGAAAAGUGUCGUGACGGUGGAAGAAAGAAUGGAAGACUUUUGAAAGAACGCCAAAGGUUGUUGAGAAAUAAGUUUCAACACGAUGAAAGCGCUAGUAAAUGUAAGCAGACGUUUGCCUUGUGGAGUAAAGGAAGAGACCUAGGGAAUCCUCACUGUCGGCGAUUGUUUCUAAAGAACUGUCGACUGUUUCUCAAGAACCGUCACAUGAAGAACCGUCACAUGAAGAAGUCCAGUGCAAAAGACGGGAAUGAUGAAAUGGCCUAAACGAUGGGAAUGAUGCAGAGCUUUAAUGAUUGUUGGCUCUAGUAGCUUAAUUUGUGUGGUUUGUGUAAGACUCUAGAUAGCAUCCAUGCUGUGAGUAGGAUCCAGGCAGUACAUAAUUUAGCUAAUGCGUCGUAGUCUAGACACUUGGUAAUGCAUAGUACUAGAGACACUUUGGUAAUGCAGGUGGUAUAGAUACACUUGGUGAUGAUGGUCUAGAAUAGAGAUAGACUUGGUAAUGGAUGGACAUGUCCGUUUAGUAGACGUUUAUGCUGAUAUUGCAAUCACAUCUUAAGUCUACAUAGUCUCUA